This is a messenger RNA of Cucumis sativus (cucumber), 798 nucleotides long. Its product is annotated as NDR1/HIN1-like protein 26. Bases 67 to 705 code for a protein of 212 amino acids. NCBI's taxonomy places the organism in Eukaryota, Viridiplantae, Streptophyta, Magnoliopsida, Cucurbitales, Cucurbitaceae. Gene Ontology annotation, biological process: defense response to other organism. The transcript has a single exon. The record is from RefSeq and is a predicted model, not a curated record.
UACAUGCCAUUUCCCAUUUCCCAUUUCCCAUUUCCCAUUUCCCAUUUGCGAUCAAAUUAAAAUUAAAUGUCUCUAGCACACGUGAAAUCCCCCAAACACUGUGCCAAUAAGCAAGAAGUGAAGGUUCAAAAGCGCUACAAGAAGCUGUUCCUUGGAGUAUCGGCAUUUUUAUCCACCAUUUCCUUGCUGAUACUGCUUCUCUGGCUCAUCCUGCGUCCCUCGAAGCCAGAAUUCAGGGUGAAACAGGCAGAUGUGUAUCAGCUGAACCUCAUAGACGACCUUCACCUCCUCAACUCAUCCAUCCAACUCACUCUCUCCUCAAAAAACCCCAAUCACAGGUUGGGAAUAUACUACGACAACCUUCAAGUGUACGCCGUUUAUAAGGGGCAACAGAUAACUCUCCCUACCUCUUUACCUCCUUUCUACCAGGGCUAUCAAGAAGGUAAUUUGCUCACCGCUUUCUUGGCGGGCAGCCGCGUACCGGUGGCUCCUUCCUUUGGAUAUGAAGUAGGACGGGAUCAGUCGGCGGGGCGGUUCGUGCUCAAUCUCAAAGCCAUGGGAAGGCUCCGAUGGAAGGUGGGGAGUUGGGUUUCUGGAGGCUAUCGGUUUAAUGUGAAUUGUGUUGCGGUGAUGCCGUUUGGGCCUACGCUCCCCACGCCUCCACUCACCCUAAACCAACCAGCUCGCUGCUCUACAACCCUUUAAGAGUUUCCUAAAUUCCAAUUCCAUUUCCAACUCCCUCCCCUCCCUUCUUUGCAUUCCGUACAUAAAUAUAUUUUACAUCUCUUCUCUCUUCUC